AUGCCUAUUGUCUUAUUUUACCCAAAACACCAACUACAACAAGGACCUAAACACCUCUCUAAACUUCUUGAGAACUCAUUUUCAAAAGCAAUAUCAUAUCAUCAACCAUGGGUUGGAAGUUUAAGUGACAAUGCCACCAUCCAUUGUGAUAACACUGGGGCUGAGUUCUUCGAAGUUGAAGUUAAUUGUCCUAUGGAUCAAGUCGUUCAUCACCCAGACUUAGCAUUUCCUCCAGGGCUACCCUGGAGGAAUGUUCCUCCAGCACAUGAUGGUGGUUGUUUGAGCGUAGCUCAACUCAGCCACUUUGAGUGUGGAGGAAUAGCAGUCAGUGUCUGCAUGUCACAUAAGGUGGGUGAUGCACGUAGUGCAUUCUUCUUUCUAAAGGAUUGGGCUACAUUAACUCGAAAAUAUCCAAAUGGAGAAUCAACAUGUGCCCCUUAUUAUGUCCAAGAUUCAUUAAUGCCAUCACGACCUGAUGGUCCUCUAGAUUUUCCGGUUAUGGUUGAGCCAAAUACACAAGACACUAUCGACCUUGAAAAAAGGUUUUUCUUAUCUGAAUUCAAGAUAAGAGCCCUCAAAGCUUUCGUUUCUUCUGAUAAAUCAUCAACCGUUCAAAAUCCAACAACAACUGAGGUUGUAAGUGCACUUUUUUACAAAUGUGCAGCAACAGCAGGUGCAAACUUAUCAAAUACUGGUAAUAGUAGUAAUGAUUCUUCAUCUCAAUUGGUCUUGGUAUCAGAUUUACGAAAAACAAUUCCACCUUCAAUACAAUCAACCACCACAAUAGGAAAUAUUCUCACCGCGUUCUCCACACCAACAUAUAACCUAGAAGACCUUAGGUUACCAAAGUUAGUAUCUGAUAUAAGAAAGUCCAAACUCGAGCUUUCUAACAAAGAUAAUUUCAAAAACAACACAUGGAUAUCAGAAAUGUUGGAAUACACAAAUAAAGUUAAUACAAGAGUAGAGGAUGCUCAAUCGUAUCUCCAGAAGAGUUCAUGUCACGAUGUGUAUCGUUGUAGUAGCAUAUGUAACAUGCCAUAUCAAGAUUUGGAUUUUGGAUGGGGGAGGCCUAGUAGAGCAAGCAUGGCAAGUGCUCCAUUUAACAAUGUGUUGUACUUAAUGAAUACACAUGAUCAAAGUAAAGGAAUUGAAGUGUUUAUCAACUUGAAUGAACAACAAAUGUCCAUUUUUGAACAAGACAAGGACCUUCUCCAAUUUGCUACUCAUGUUAAUGAUGAUGAUGUUCAUGAUGAGGACGAGAAAUAUUGCAUUGGAGCUUACUAA
Molecule: messenger RNA, 1284 nt
Organism: Solanum tuberosum (potato)
Lineage: Eukaryota; Viridiplantae; Streptophyta; Magnoliopsida; Solanales; Solanaceae
Product: acylsugar acyltransferase 3-like
Exons: 1
Coding region: 1-1284 (427 amino acids)
Source: RefSeq, a predicted model, not a curated record